AUGUACGACGAUGAGAUGCCAGAGCUGGAGGAUUUAGAUGAUGAUGAAGAUGGAAAUCAAGACGAAAAUGGGGAUGACAAGAUUCCGACGCCAAAACCUCCAGUCAAGUCACCGCCUCCACCAGCUUCGCCUCCAGGACAACCAACUGCGACUUCUCAAAAUCCUGACGAAUCCGCAGAUCCCUGUGCCUAUCUUCGUCAUCGGUUGAAUGGCCUUGAAGAGCAAAUCAGGACCAGUCACGAGAAUCACGCGCCACAUGGAUUGAAUCGGUCCCACACGUCUCAAUUGAUUGCCACUGUACUACUUGGAAUCAACGGUCUUCACACCUUAGCCAGUGGAGGAGGCUUCAGUAUUGCUGUCGACGCUGGGCGAGGGGUUGAGCUGCGAGAUCCGGGGCGAACACUUAUCAUGAGGGCUGAACAUAAUGGCAUCCCGCUUCUGUACGUCGUUCAGUCACUCAGCGCCGACAGAAUCUCUAUCACCUUCUUCUCAUCGGUGGUGUAUAGAUUCGGAUUAGAGGAUCGGCGUGCCAUAUUCAAUAACUGCUGGGCCACUCUACAAUCGCUCAAUUGGAAACCGCAUCUAUCCGAAAAGGAAAAGCCCGAACAUGGUUUUUGGAUGAAAACUUCUACUAUGAUCGAUGAGGCGUUGCAAGAGAAGUUGCUGACCCUAACCGCGUGGGCGCUGGCUUUGAAUCUCUCGCCAAAUCCCGAUUUCGUGCCCAACAAACAAUUUGCAGAAGAGACAGACAAUAUCUCCUACUUAGCUCUUGGGGGAGCCUCGCUUGAUUGGCAGAUUAUCCGUGCCUUUCUACGAUGCCACAAAUUCGUACAUGACGAACCUUUUGAUGUCCCCGCAGAGCGACGUUUCAGUCACGCCGAAUACAACAUCAACUUUUCAGCUUUUGUGAAUAGGACCAUGCAACCGACGAACGUAUCGUCUUCUGGCAAAUCACACGAAGAUGGGUUCGCAUUCGACAAAUGGACAGAUGCUGAAAGAAUUCAAAUAAUUCCCAGGCUCCGACGUCGUAAGCUCUUGAAAGCUGACCAGGACGCUGAGGACAUGGGAAGAGUUUAUAAGGAACAAUACCCACAUCUGAACGCUGGCAAGAGCAAGAUAGUGAUAGAUUCCUGGAAUGAAGCCCAUGAUAUUUUCCAGGAGAGAUUUCGUGGCGUUCCAGAGCCUCAAGAUGUAUUAGACAGUGCUGCCGAAAUAUCGCUGGGACACCAAGAAGUUUUUGAUGGUAUUGCUACGAUUGCUGUUGCGUUGAAUGAACAGACCAACAAUGCACCAAGCUUUGCAUUGAUUGAAUACUCCACUCUUCGAUAUUUCAUGGACCCCCAGGUCGAACGGAGGAUAGAAGCUCCACAGGUCUUGUUCCCAGGACUUCCAUUGCUACUACCAUGGUCUCAUGGGACGCACGAAGUUCUGGUGGUAGUCCAACCGGAUGUGUCUAGUGGAAACCCCGUAAUGUUUGUGGUUGAUCCUGCAUCCUGGAUGCUCUCGGCGGACGAUCGCAAGGCAAUUGCUACUGGGGUGGCUACGCUUGUUAACCACACUCAUUGGUCUCAGAAUAGUAUUACCAUAUCCGCGAAAACAUGGAUUCUAAACUCUACACGCUCCGAGGCAUGGCAUACGGGCUAUUAUACAUUAUGCCAUGCGUGGGCCAUUCUGUUAGGACUAACCUUGAGGCCCCAGUUCCGCCCCAAAAAGUCGUUCUUCUCCGAAGCUCGUCAGCUCUUGACCCUGUUGCAUUCGGGAAACGUGAAUUGGGAACUUGUCUGGGCCUUUUUACGAUUCCACGAUUUCGUGAUUGAUCCAAAACCUCCAAAAGAACGCCAUUUCGCCGUCAGUACAUCCCGGGACAGAUUAAAGUCGUCUCUCCACGUUCUUCAAAGCAAAGACCGAGAUUAUCGCAACUUAAAGGCACCGCCGAAUAAAGAUGUGGCCUAUAAGUUCCGAAACGAAUCUAAACACAGUGGGACACUAGGUAGUGAUAGUUGGACUACGAGUGACAAAGAAAGACGUGUACCGCUACUUUUGGCUCACGGUAUUCUUGAUGCAAGUAUCAAUCGAGCACGGCUCCGAGCGAGAUAUCGUCACUUAAGACUCAAACCUUCCGAUACUUUCAGGUUAGCUGCAAACAUGACUAAGAUGAGAUCACUGUUAGAGCCUCGAGGAGAGAAAAUGAACCAGCUGGCAGAUCUCGCAGUUUUCAAACGAUUCAUGGAGGUUUUCAGUCCUACGUGCCGACCAAUAUUUCAAGACAUCAAUGAUGCACCUUGCGUUUACUGGAGAAGAAAAUUGCAAUUGUUGCGUGCAGUGGGAGACGACCUCGGGGUUGAACUUCCCACGGGGCUCAAGUUGGAUCUAGACGAUAUUGCCGUUGUAAACGCCAUCUCGUCGGUUGUUGAGGCCAUUGUUCAACUCCAGAAUGACAAGUCCUCAUUGGGUGGGUUUGCUUCCGUAUCUCCACAAAUCCUUCGCAAAGCGAGAGCGGACCAACAACCCACGAUACCUAUUGCACGGCCGAGACGAGCUUGGUUCUUCCCUUACGCGAUCUCCAUCUCCCAGGGCGUAGGCGACACCGGAAAUGAUGAAUCGGCCACACAUUUCGUACUUUGCAUCAUUCAAGAAGAGGUUCAUUCUGGCACUAGUGUAUUCCGCAGAUACAUCUUAGACCCAGGCAAGCAAUAUCACAACGGGGACUAUUCUUCAUCUCUCGAGGAUAUCGAGCGCAUUGCUCACAAAGUAGAAUGGUCGACACAUAGAAAUGAAGACCAAGGAGUUCGAUUCAUCAACUUCAACAACGACACGGAUUUGAAGGAUGUCGCCGUUCAAACACAAAUUGGUGUCUCUGGAAUUCAUGCUGUCCUUAAUGCCUGGAUAUGCGCUUUGGAUCUUACUAUCGAGGAUCAUCCUACAGUGCAGCUGAAUGAGAAGUUUUACGCUGAAGCGUCAGUUGCCAUCCAUUUCGCAAGGGCGGGUGUCCUUGGUUGGGCAGAAAUUACUGCAUUCCUCAUUUGUCAUGGUUUGAUAAAAGAGCGCGCUAUAGAGGCAGUACCUCCAUCACGAAGAUUUAUACUCACUUCAAAAAGAACCGCUGGAGAUCAAGGGAGCCAAGAGACCAGAUUGAGAACGUGGAUCCAAGAUGACGAACGGAUAGAGUCUACCAGGCCGAACUGUUCCUUGGAUCCUUACGACCUCGGAAACAAUGUGUCAUUCGGAAAGUUUUCGAGGCCUCCAGGGAGUGCUGUGCAACCCGAGCAUCCCGCGGGGGAUUACGGACCUAGUGCGCACCUGACGUCAGAAUUUAAAAGAUUAAGAGAAGACGAAUCUGCCAAGGAAUGGGUUCAACUACUCGAGAGCAAACUCAAAACCAGAAGACAUGAGGGAAGGUGGCUUCAUGACGAUGAAGUGACUCUUGCGAUCGCAUCCGUCACAGCUGCUAUCAAUCACAAUGCUGCAAUGGAACAAGGGCUCUCGAUGAUGGGAAUCACUGACUAUAGAUCAUGUGGCAUCCAUGAUGAGAACGCCAUGGAUUUUAUACAGCCUGACAUAAGGUUCGGUAGGCCGAAGAUCUUCCCAAUUGUCCACCGUGAUAACUUCUUCCUUGUUGUGGCCUAUUUAAACAACAAGGAUGAGAUUGUCAUCUCGAUCCUUGACUCCCAAUCCUGGCGCCUUGAAGGUGUUCAAGCGCGAGAAAGAGUCUUCCAAAUUGCUUUGAGAAUCAUUCAAAAAACCAACUGGCUAAGGAACAUUUCAAAUUUUCCCGAGUGGCCGCAGCAUGCAAUCUGGGCUACGACCGCACAACAGCAGAAUGAUUGGAUAUGUGGCUACUACGCUAUUUUCAAUGCUUGGGCAAUUGCCAUGGGGGCUAAAUUGAACAGUAAUUUCGCACCGAGUGUUGAUUUUUUGAAGGACGCCGUGAACGUAAUAAAUUAUGCACGCGGCGGUUUCUUAAGCUGGAGAACAAUCAUUGCAUUUCUAGAUUCCCAUCACUUCAUCGAGGAAAACGCCGACGUUGCUCACUAUAAUAGAUUUGGCAGGACCGCUCGCAUCGAAGAUGAGAACGAAUUAAACCAGCAAGUUCAAGAGCUUCGUAAAAAAGAAGACAAAUACUGGGAAUCCCAAAAAAAUCCGGAUUUUAGCGAUAUUGGCCACUGGAAUCAGGUGGACGUGCCUCUUGCAAAGCGUCAUACCGAGAAAUUUGUUUCCGAUGAGUGGGAUAAAGCUACUCGUACCAGAAUCCUACCGGAUUUAAUUGCAUGGGGCCGUUUUAAAGCAACCAACUCUCGGGAAUUCCUUCAUUAUACUCAUCAGGAGGCGCUAAGUGUAUCUUGGGAGAGUGUUCGUUUAGGCAUCGACGCUUUCUUAAAGCCGAAGGACCGCCCUCUCAAUUGUGAUACAUUACUGACAAGUUUGGGGGCAAAACUAAAUCAAAAUCUAAAUACUCCAUCCACGAUGAGGCUUGAGAAUGCACGCAGGAAAUCGAAUCCUAAACAAUAUGCGCAAGAACGAAUCGAUUUCCUGAAGCUCACAAGGAAGCGUUACGGGAAUGUCCUUUUCAACAAAUCUAGAAAGCCACACCAAAUGACGAGGGCCGGUGAUCUCUUCUUAGACGAAGAUACAGUACUCGCUCUGGCCGCUGUGGUGCAAGCGCUCCCUGUGCAGGGCGAAGACCUCGCCACUGGAUUUUCGCUGGCAUCCUCAUUUCAUGUUAGCGCUUCAAGAUGCUUGGACGAUUAUGGACAAGGACGAGCAACAAGGCCUAGAUCGUGUUGGCUAAUUCCUUAUGUUAUUGAUGAUGAUUUUCUUGAUCUAGCACCUGGAGUCGAGACACCGCGGGAGAACAAAGGGUCGCAGGCCAAUAAAAUGGGCCACAUUUUCUUGGUGGUGGUUCAGGAUGAACCUAAAGAGUCUGAACCUGGAGAACGGGAGUUCAGAACAUACUUCCUGGACAGUUUCGAAGGCAUCUUUGAGGAUUCCAGAGUGUUUAUCUAUGAAAGAGUAAAGGUAAUGGCCAGAAACUUGAAAUGGACCAAGUUUAACCAUGAAGGCGAUGCGGUCCCGAUAAAAUUCGGCACAUUUUCACAACUGGUUACUGUUCCUCGACAGUCUAAUGGCUGGGCCUGUGGUGUACAUACUGUACUUAAUGCCUGGAUCCUUGUCUUGGGUCUUCGGAUAAACCAGGAUAAGUACGAAUAUGAGGAGGAGAUGUAUGAGGAGGCGAUUGACCUAAUGCAACUUGCUGUUUCCGGUCUGCUGGACUGGAAAACGCUUGCAUCUUGGUUGAUUGCCAACGACUUGGUGACCGAUGAAGACUUCAAUUCCGUCCAAGAGAAUCGACGCUUUACAUUGACACAAUUCCAAAGCAAAGACAAUGGUUUCGAAUACGAUGAUGUAUUUGAAGGUUGCAUGAAGUCAUGUCCGGAUUUGAAUCAAUGGGACUGUACCAGUAACUAUGAUUUCAAUCGACUUGACGUGUCGAUUGUGGAUGACAACGAUUCCUUCAUUUUCCCUUCUCCCCAGGCCACUUCGCUACCCAGGCCUAUCGAAGAUUUCGGUCCCAUUGAGGUACAACUAAUUAGGAAAAGGAAACGAAGUGAUUUGGAUUGGUAUGGAAGGCUCUUCGGCAAGUCAAAGAGGAUCAGGACCGAAGUCGAUGUUGGCAUUGAAGAUUCAUGGUAG
This is a messenger RNA of Aaosphaeria arxii CBS 175.79, 5691 nucleotides long. RefSeq lists its product as uncharacterized. The record is from RefSeq and is a predicted model, not a curated record. Lineage: Eukaryota; Fungi; Ascomycota; Dothideomycetes; Pleosporales. The transcript has a single exon. Bases 1 to 5691 code for a protein of 1896 amino acids.